GUUGCACAAUCAAGUGAACCAACCUGGCGGACUUUCAAAAUUCAAAUACUCACGCUCCCCCCUUGUCGUUAUUCCGCAGUUCCUCCGUUUAGAACUCGAGUUCAGACUUGACGUUCCAAGGCGGAGCAACGACUCACAGCCGCCGCACACGGCCACUAGAAUCUCGCUUCUCGGAUUCUCCGAUUUGAUAGCCGGCAGAGCGUAGGGAGCGAUAGGUAAGUGGAGCAAAUGGCAUCCAACAUUGGAAUGAUGGACUCCGCUUACUUCAUCGGCAGAUCUGAGAUCCUUUCCUGGAUCAACUCCACUCUCCAUCUCAGUAUCUCGAAAGUCGAAGAGGCAUGUACAGGCGCGGUCCAGUGCCAAUUGAUGGAUUCUGUUCAUCCUGGGGUGGUCCCGAUGCACAAGGUCAAUUUUGAUGCGAAGAAUGAGUACGAAAUGAUCCAGAACUACAAGGUCCUUCAAGAUGUCUUCAACAAGCUCAAAAUUACUAAGCAUAUUGAGGUGAGCAAACUGGUGAAAGGAAGGCCUCUGGAUAACCUGGAGUUUAUGCAGUGGAUGAAGCGCUACUGUGAUUCUGUAGGAGGAGGAGCUGCACUCAAUUACAACGCUCUAGAGAGAAGAGAGGCCAGCAAGGGUGGAAAGGAAGUGAACAAGAAAUCUGCAGCAGCAUCACAACAAGUUUCGGCCAAGCCUUCCUCAGCUUCCACCAAGCAUCAUGUCCCACCCAAUGGCCGUAGGAAUGAUGCUACCAAUAUAAGCACCACAAAUCUUUCUGGAAAGACAUCUAGGCCAUCUUCAAGUGGAGGCCGCUCCGUCUACUCUGAAACAGAAAAGGCUGCACAUGAACAACAGAUUACAGAGUUGAAGUUGUCUGUGGAUAGUCUGGAGAGGGAGAGGGACUUCUACUUUGCUAAGCUGAGGGAUAUUGAAAUUGUGUGCCAAUGCCCCGAGAUUGAAAACCUACCCGUGGUUGAAGCAUUGAAAAAGAUUCUGUAUGCUACAGAUGACGAUGCAACACUCGUUGCUGAGGCUCAAGCCAUCAUCUCCAAGCAACACCAACAAGUGGACGAACACGAAGUUGAGACUGACAACAACAAAGUGAGAGUUGAAAACCAGAAGAGAAAAAUAAUCAUCAAUGCUGAUGUUGAUGUUGCUGCUAGUGUCACAUUGUCUCCCAGGCAAAAGAUCACUGAUGCUUCAGAUGUCCAUUGCAGCGGAUCGCCCCUCGUGACUUACUGAUGUCUUCUAUUAGUUCAAGAAUGAUGUUUUUUGUCCUGCCUCGAUUGCCCGAGAGGUAUAUACUUCAAACAAUGUGGGUGAAUCGUGAAUGACAUAGACAACAAAUUUUAUUUAGUGCACCAGCUGUUAUGGAAAG
Molecule: messenger RNA, 1375 nt
Organism: Cuscuta campestris
Lineage: Eukaryota; Viridiplantae; Streptophyta; Magnoliopsida; Solanales; Convolvulaceae
Source: the annotation of a GenBank genome assembly